Messenger RNA from Rubroshorea leprosula, 1009 nucleotides. NCBI's taxonomy places the organism in Eukaryota, Viridiplantae, Streptophyta, Magnoliopsida, Malvales, Dipterocarpaceae. The record is from the annotation of a GenBank genome assembly.
CUUCUUCUGCUUCCCUUCCUCCCCCGACCCUCUGCACCCGACGAGUCCCCCCAACUACCGCCACCCAUUUCCGGCCGGAAAUCCGGCAAAGCUUGGGGAUUUCUCCAUAUGUUCUUGUCUUAGAACACCUGUUGAACCCAGAAAAUCCCAGAUCUGCGUCUUCCUCCCUCUGCUGUCCGUCGGCUUCAACUUGUGGGUUUGAAAUUUCUGGGCAUUUUUCGCCCGCGAGUUCCCCUGCAGAAUUUCUUCUUCCUUGCCGCCGGCUUUUUCCCCCCUGCUAGGCUCGGUUUUGCUUUCUAAACUCUGGUAAGUUGCUGGCCUUUCCAAGCUGAAAAAUUACCCAUUUAAUUGCUGGGUUUUGUCCAUUAGUUGAUGCUCUGUGUUGUCCGAAUCUGCUGGGAUGGGGGAUGAAUUUGGCAGCCCUUUUUAUUGUGUUUUAAGCUUGAUUAUGUAGAAUUUAGCUUGAAUUAGCCGCUGUGAUGUUUUGUGUGAGAAAUCCCGUGUGCGUGAGUUGUGAUUUGCCCAAGUUAUGCCCUCCAUGUGCUGCCCGUGAGAUUGGGGAAAUUUUGGUAGCUUUAAGCUAUGUUUUAAGUGUGGUUUAAGUAGGAAAUUAGCUUGAUUUGGCCUAUUGUGAUUUUUGGAGAAAACCCGUGAGAUUAUUUUGGAGGAUUGCAGUCACUGUUCACUGCGGAUCACUGUUCACGGGCACUGUUCACGGGCACUGUUCACACACCGAGGGUCAAUAAUUAACGGGGAUUUAAACGAUUAGUUUGUGAUAUAAGAAUAAAUUGGAGAUGUCCGAUUAUGUGGAGAUUGAUAGGAAUAGCAUUGGGAUUAGGAGUGAUUUUAAUGAUGAUUUUAGUUUGAAUUUGUGGUAGUCCGGUAUUAAUUCUGAGGUGUUUUGAUUAGGUUCCCGAUCGUUCUGUCAGUUAGCACUGAGAUUGAGUGCUCGGUUUUAUGCGAGUGAGGUAAGUAAAUCAUGGUAAAGCCCUUCGAUUUUAAAGCAUGU